Molecule: messenger RNA, 1057 nt
Organism: Priapulus caudatus
Lineage: Eukaryota; Metazoa; Priapulida; Priapulimorpha; Priapulimorphida; Priapulidae
Product: fibropellin-3-like
Exons: 3
Biological process (GO): heterophilic cell-cell adhesion; establishment or maintenance of epithelial cell apical/basal polarity
Cellular component (GO): protein-containing complex; plasma membrane
Molecular function (GO): calcium ion binding
Source: RefSeq, a predicted model, not a curated record
GCGCUCCCACAUUCACAGACGGCGCCUGUGACGACGCCGUUGGUUAUUGCCUGAACGGCGGCACGUGCAUAGACACCAUACCUACGUGUCACAAGUGCAAUUGCGAAGCCGGAUGGAUCGGCGUUGACUGCGAAAUUAAUGACCCGUGCCUGCCUAACCCGUGCCAAAACGAGGGCACUUGCACGCUGCACCCUGCCAACGACGGCACGUACCAGUGUGACUGUCCGGCCGGGUACACGGGCGACAAUUGCGAGCAGUCCGCCUGUCUGACCUACCCCUGCGUUAACGGCGAUUGCCAUCUCGUACCGGGAAGCGAGACCGAAGCGACGUGCAUUUGCUUCGAGGGUUGGACGGGCGACGAUUGCUCCGCCAACGACCCGUGCGAUCCCGACCCGUGCGAGAACGGUCAGUGUUUGGCGAAGGGCGGCGCCUACACGUGUCAAUGCGACGCCAACUACGUCGGAGUAAAUUGCAACGUCGAGAACCCAUGUCUACCCAUCAACUCCCCGUGCGCGCACGGAAACUGCGACCUCGACGACGAAUUUCUCAACGUGACGUGCAUCUGCGACGAAGGCUACACAGGGGAGGCGUGCGACAUAAAGGAAGCUUGCAGCGACGUGCACAACCUCUGCGGCGACUUCGGAAUAUGCCGACAGAACGACAGCUUUCCGGACGUGUUCACGUGCGACUGUUUCGAUGGGUACGUGGGUGCGCUGUGCAAUGUCAGCGACCCUUGCAACGGAAUCGAUUGUAACUACGGCGUGUGUGAGGUUGCGGAGGACGACCCGAGCGAAUACCUGUGCGUAUGUGAAACUGGCUAUACGGGAGAGCACUGCGAGAUAGAACUAGAAUUGACAACGCCGAUUACAGAAGUGACAUCGUCUAUCACAGACACGUCAACGCCGGUGGAAUCUUCAACUCCAUUGGACGGGACUGAAAAUAUGACCGAUAGUACAUCUGACGGCUUUACCAAACCAACUGAACCGGUGACGACACCAGACCAGACGACAAGGAAGUGACGCGAUCCGCGCACUUGCUCGGUGCUAACGUACAUACC